UCCAUCCACGUACCAAAUGAAACAUCGAGAUCCACAUGAUGGGCAGCGUACCAAAUAAAAAUCCUAAGAUUUUAAAACUGUAAAUAUCUUGGGUGAGCAACAAAUCACCACUCUUAGACAUGAAGGCUGAAUAUCCGUUCAGGUUCGUUGUUUUCUUACCUGAUUAUUAUCCGUUAACGCAAUCUUAUCGCACAAGCACUCCGAGCAAGAAAGCCAAAAACCAUAUAUCAUGAGCAAUGGCUGGUGGCUCAGAUGAAAAAACCAGCAACAAUGUUGACGCCGACCACAAGCAGCCAUUGUCGUGGUCAGACAUCCUCCGACCGAUCGUAAACAUCGUCAUACCUUGCUGGCACAGCCAAUGCCAUCCCUUGUACUACUUGCUCCUGCAAUAUUCCUCAAACACUUCAAUCCCCACUCUCACCGGCACCAUCCUCUGCCCCGUGAACAACAACGCCAAAUUAAGACUCUGCUUCCAACGGACUCCACUGAGCCCUCCCUUGGUCCUCAUCGAACUUCCCCUGCGAACCAGAGAGUUUGCAGGCCUUGUGCAGCUCGGGACGACCCGGAUGAUCUUCACGGGCCGAGACCCGAAAAGGUCUGAGUGGAUUAUUGUCUGCAAUGGUAAGAGCAUGGGUGUUGCUACGAAGGAGGUAGUAGAGAAGGACAAGGAAUUGUUGAAAAUGAUCAAUGCUGUGUCGACCGGGGCGGGAAUAUUGCCAUCUGGUGAUGGGUCUAGUUGUGGGUUCAAGUACUUGAAGGGGCAGUUCGAGCGAACUGUGGGACCCGACGAUUCCAUAGCGUAUCACUUGGUCGGUCCUUCAGGGUAUCUCGGGCAAGAUCUUAGCUUUAUCUUCAUUAGGCAUUAGACAUUCUUCUGCUUUUGACAA
Messenger RNA from Punica granatum (pomegranate), 887 nucleotides. NCBI's taxonomy places the organism in Eukaryota, Viridiplantae, Streptophyta, Magnoliopsida, Myrtales, Lythraceae. The record is from RefSeq and is a predicted model, not a curated record.